AUGAAGAAGGAAGUUGUAUGUGUGACUGUUGCAACAACUGUUAAGUUUAACUUAGAUAAUGAAGGGUGGUAUUAUUUGGUUUGCAACAAUUGCAACAAAAGGACUUAUGAAGCAGUUUCUUUCAAGUGCACUUAUUGUGAUAGAGAUAAUGCAUUACCUGUUUUCAAGUAUAGGCUCCAGGUCCAGGUCUGUGAUGAUUCAAACAAUUAUGCUAACUUUGUUGUAUGGGACCAAGAAUGUAGCAACAUUAUUGGGUUGUCUGCUGCUGAUUUGCAGAAACAAAUGAUUGAGGCUGGUGAAGAUGAUCCCCUUUGCUUUCCUGAUGCAUUGGAUGUAAUGCUAGGCUGUACAUUUGCUUUUAAAGUUCGAACGCAACCAAGAACUAAGUGUGCAUCUGUCAUUAAAGUUUCAAAUGUUUCAGAAAUAGUGGCACAUGUUAAAAGUCUUAUUCCUCCACUUCAAAUUGGUGAUGGUACUGAUAAAUGCAGUAUGGAUUUGGUUUCUGAGAGUUCCAGUGUUAUGGUUUCAGAAUUACGUGGGAAAGCUAUUUGUAAUUUGGCUGCAGACACUGAUACUGAUAUAAUGAGUUUGAGUGCAACUGGUGAUAAUGAGUCGGAUUAUGUUGUAAUUGGAACUCCAGGAAAGAGGUUAUUGCCAUGUAAUGAAAAUUGGAAUGAAUCUUCUCAGGACAUCGAUUCUGCUCAACUAUCCAGCACUAAGAUGAAGAAGCUUAUUAAGAAGGAGAAAACUUAAAUUAAGUUGUUCUGAUUUGUAUAUGUUUGAUGUAUAUAAUUUUGGGUGCUUUGGAACAGUUAUGG
Vigna unguiculata (cowpea) is the source of this 818-nucleotide messenger RNA. RefSeq lists its product as uncharacterized. The record is from RefSeq and is a predicted model, not a curated record. Lineage: Eukaryota; Viridiplantae; Streptophyta; Magnoliopsida; Fabales; Fabaceae.